Charadrius vociferus (killdeer) is the source of this 1922-nucleotide messenger RNA. RefSeq names its product gastrula zinc finger protein XlCGF26.1-like. Lineage: Eukaryota; Metazoa; Chordata; Aves; Charadriiformes; Charadriidae. The record is from RefSeq and is a predicted model, not a curated record.
GCUGGUGCACCAUCAAGCCCGAGAUCAUCUGCAAGAUGGAGGGAGGAGAGAUGCCGUGCGUGCCAGCCCCCCCCGGGGCGCAGCAGAGGCACCGCAGCCCUGAGCCUGGCGGUGAUGUCCAGAGGCAGAGGGAGGAUGGGGGUGUCACCGAGGGGCUGCCAGACCCCACCACCCCGGUCCUGGGGAUGCCCAAGCGGGGCAGGAGGCAGCGGGGAGGCACCCCGGGCAAGGUGCUGCCAUCCUGGCCUCCCUGCAGCCCCCUUCCCCCCAAGAGCCCCCACGCCUGCGCCGAGUGUGGAAUGAGCUUCAGUAAGAUGCAGGACCUGAAGAAGCACCAAGAGACACACACGGCCGCGUGGCCCUUCUCCUGCUGGCAGUGUGGCCGCCGCUUUCGGCUGAAGAAGUUCCUGAUGACGCACCAGAAGGCGCACAGUCGGGAGAAGGCCUUCAACUGCCCCGACUGUGGAAAGCACUUUGCUCACAAGCAUAACCUGCUGAUCCAUUGGCGAGUGCACACGGGUGAGAAGCCCUUUGCCUGUGGCCACUGCGGCCACCGGUUCAGGCAGAAGUACCACCUAGUCAGCCACCAGCGCAUCCACACCGGGGAGCGCCCCUUCGCAUGCGCCCAUUGCCCCAAGGCUUUCAGGGACAAGCAGUCCCUCACCAUCCACCAGCGGGUCCACACGGGGGAACGUCCCUUCAGCUGCGCCCACUGUCCCAUGGCCUUCAGGCGCAAACAGACCCUCACCAACCACCCGCGCGUCCACACUGGAGAGCGCCCCUUUGCCUGUGACCUCUGCCCCAAGGUCUUCAGGAACAAGACGGCCCUCAAAAUCCACCAGCGGGUCCACACUGGGGAGCGCCCCUUCGCCUGCACGCGCUGCCCCAAGACCUUCAGGAAACGGGCAGCUCUUAAGCAACACCAGUGGGUUCACACUGGGGAGCGCCCCUUUGCCUGUGCCCGCUGCCCCAUGGCCUUCAGGCGCAAGCAGACCCUCAUCAUCCACCAGCGGGUCCACACUGAGGAGCACCCCUUUGCCUGUGCCCACUGCCCCAAGACCUUCAAGGACAAGAAGACCCUCACCAUCCACCAGCGUGUUCACACCAUGGAAUGCUCCUUUGCCUGUGCCCACUGCCCCAAGGCCUUCAAGGACAAGAAGGGCCUCAGUGCCCACCAACGGGUCCACACCAGAGAGCGUCCAUUUGCCUGUGCCCACUGUCCCAAAGCCUUCAGGGACAGGACAGCCCUCACCAUCCACCAGAGCAUCCACACCGGGGAGCGACCCUUUGCCUGUGUCCACUGCCCCAGGGCCUUCAAGAACAAGAAGACCCUCACUGUCCACCAGCAGGUCCAUACUGGAGAGCGCCCCUUUGCCUGUGACCUCUGCCCCAAGGUCUUCAGGAACAAGACGGCCCUCAAAAUCCACCAGCGGGUCCACACUGGGGAGCGCCCCUUCGCCUGCUCACACUGCCCAAAGACCUUCAAGCAGAAGCAGGCCCUCACCAUCCACCAGCGCGUGCACAAUGGGGAGCGUCCCUUCCUCUGCGCCUACUGCCCAAAGACCUUCAAGCAGAAGCAGGUCCUCACCGUCCACCAGCGCAUCCACAUCGGGGAGCGCCCCUUCGCCUGCACCCACUGCAGUAAAGCCUUCAGGGACAAGCAGGCCCUCACCAUCCACCAGCGGGUCCACACUGCAGAGCGUCCCUUCACCUGCGCCCAUUGCCCCAAGACCUUCAAGCACAAGAACGCCCUCACCGUCCACCAGCGGGUCCACACCGGUGAGAAGCCCUACAAGUGUGGUGAGUGUGGCAAGACCUACAGCUGGAGGAAUGGCCUGAAUCGCCACCAGCGAAUGCACCGGGUUCCGCCCGUGGUGCCGGAGGGUGGCCCACUGGAGGAGGUCGGUCCAUCCCCGGUGUGA